This is a messenger RNA of Cottoperca gobio, 1662 nucleotides long. RefSeq lists its product as uncharacterized. NCBI's taxonomy places the organism in Eukaryota, Metazoa, Chordata, Actinopteri, Perciformes, Bovichtidae. The transcript has 2 exons. Bases 108 to 968 code for a protein of 286 amino acids. The record is from RefSeq and is a predicted model, not a curated record. Gene Ontology annotation, biological process: regulation of toll-like receptor signaling pathway.
CAAGCUAGUAGAACUGUUCUAUUGCCAUUUGAACUUAAGACCGACAACCAUAAGAAGCAAAGGCGUCUAGACAGAGACAGAAAAGAAGAGGACGGUCAUUCUGUGCCAUGUUGGCUGAAGGUUUUCUCAGAGUGCUGCAUUACAGGGAGGAGAGAAAGGUUUCCUCCAAGCUAAAGAGAUCACAGACUCCCUGUACGGAUCAGUUUAGCAGCUGUAUUCUCUCUGAGUCAAACUCUACAGACCUACAAACAUAUUCAGCUGAAGCAGGUCCAAACCAGGAAGAAGUCAACCAAUUCCAGGGCCUGAAAGUGGCGCCUCACGGUCCUGCAGGCCUCUCAAUCCCUAGGUGUCCACCUGUCCUCACCCUGGACCCAGACUUUACAGUUUGCUUGGACGAUUGCAACAGCCUCCUGGAACAGUAUCCAGACCUGCAGGUGGCCGACUCAGGCCGCAUCUCACAUAAUUUACUGAGACCCACCGUGCCCCAGCGCUGUCUUUACACUCCUGCCCCUGAAACCUGCCGUCGUACAGAAUGGGCAGCCAAACAGGGGCCACAAGGCGAGUCCGUCUCAUCCAUACCAGACCAGGGUUAUCUGGUCAUGGGGGCCAGUGUGAACAACAGCAUGGAUCUGCCCGGCUCAGGGUUGGAGCCGAUGUCUAACUCGUUGCUGAAUGGGCUGCUGGAGAAACAGCUGGAGGAGGUGUACAUGCAGCAUCUGACUGACAACUUGGCUCGAUGUAACUCCCACCUGGGGAACAGCCUCCUGCACGGCCUGGUGCCUCUGCCGCAGCCCGGCAGCCAGCCUCGGGGGCCAGACUCGCUGGAGGCAAGUCUGGAACAGGGAUCAGGAGAGGACAGCGGCAAGAAGAUUAGUUAUCUGAACACUCAUAACUUAAAUCCUUGCUCGUCCAACUUCAGUUCCCCGGUGCUGAGGAUUUCAGAGGCUGACAAUACUUAUCUGCAAUGAAUGAAAUCAUGCACACAUCCUGCAAAAGUAUUAAAUGUGACGCUCGGCUAUGCUUUUCUCGGUUCCUUUACCUCCAUGUUUGCACACACCCUCAUGCAACUGACACAUGAAAACAAGUGCAAAUCAGUAAAUCAAUGCACUCUUUUAUUUUUGUUUACCUUUAUUUACACAAUGUCUUUGUUUACUUGCUUGAUGGAAUGCUGCCUCAAAUGUACCUGCUUUCAUGCGCCAUCUGCUGUUAGGUUUUAGAACUACACCAUCCAGUAUUUCCCUCAUAAACAUGAAUUUAUUUUAUUGAUAUAUACCGUAUAUAUAUAUAUAUAAAUGGAUGUGUGUUUUUAUUAUUUUGAAGCAAAGUAUAAUCCCAUGUUAGAUUUUAGAUUAAGAUUAAGAUUAAUGCUACACAUUGAAGUUGCCUUGUAAAUAGAGAUGUAGUGAAAGUUAAUCCAUCUUGUGUUAGUGAAGUAAAAUAAGAUUCCAAUCAACUAAUAACGAAUCCUCUUUUUCUUUUUGAAGAGCAUUUGGAUUUAAUUGUGCUUUUUUAUUUGAUGGUAGUAAUAUAUUCCGUUUUAUAUUCCGUCUUUAGCAAGACUUCAAAUUCAAUAUUUUGCUCCCAUGUCUUGUUUUGUGAGCGAUGUGUCGUCUCUCAAUGUUUAGAUAUACAUGACACACAUUAAAUGGUGAAGUAAAGUGA